GCCAUGUUGAGUGUUUUGAUUGGCUCCCUUGGCACUAAGCAGGCUGUGGAAGGGACACCAAAGCUGGCAUUAGGGGUGUGGCCAGAGUGUAGGCACAAUGUACUGCUCCAAUGCCUGAAGCUUUCUGUAGUUGUCUGUGCCUGGCCACAUUUCUAGUCUCUCCCCUCCUCUAGCCUUGGAUGAUAGACAAAUCAAAUCAGUGGAGUGACUGCCUGGCCUCACCUCUAAUCUCUCUCUCUCCAGUCAGAUAGAUAAACAGACAGACGUACUGUAGAUAGAGCUAUCAACGAUGGUGGUCCCUGGCUCUGAACACAUAGAGGACAAGAUGUACCAUCCUCCGGAAGGUUUGCAGAAGAAUGCUCAUGUGCCUGACUUCAACUGUUAUCUGGAACUUUACAAGAAGUCUAUUGAGGAGCCGGAAGUAUUCUGGAAAGAGGUCGCUAGUGAUUUCUAUUGGAAGAAACCUCCUACCGGUCAGAUUCUGCAGUAUAACUUUGAUGUGACCAAAGGGAACAUCUAUGUGAAGUGCAUGGAGGGAGCCAAAACGAACAUGUGUUACAACGUCCUGGACAGGAACGUGAAGGACAAGAACCUUGGUGAACGAGUGGCAUUCUACUGGGAGGGGAACUCACCUGAUCACCACGAGGCCAUCACCUACGGUCAGCUGCUUGGACAGGUGUGCAGGUGUUCCAACACUCUGAAGCAGAUGGGAGUGAGGAAGGGAGACAGGGUGGCCAUCUACCUCCCUAUGAUUCCAGAGCUGGUGUACACCAUGCUGGCCUGCAGCAGGAUAGGAGCUGUCCACUCCAUCGUGUUUGCAGGCUUCUCCGCUUGAGUCUCUGUGUGAGAGGAUCAUGGAUUCCCAGUGUAGUAUCCUGGUGACUGCAGGUAAGAUA
This is a messenger RNA of Oncorhynchus masou masou (cherry salmon), 896 nucleotides long. RefSeq names its product acetyl-coenzyme A synthetase, cytoplasmic-like. Gene Ontology annotation, molecular function: acetyl-CoA synthetase activity. The transcript is spliced from 5 exons. Gene Ontology annotation, biological process: acetyl-CoA biosynthetic process. NCBI's taxonomy places the organism in Eukaryota, Metazoa, Chordata, Actinopteri, Salmoniformes, Salmonidae. The record is from RefSeq and is a predicted model, not a curated record. The coding region runs from base 290 to 835 and encodes 181 amino acids.